AUUAGUGCUUGUUUAUUGCGUUCGCCGUGAACAACAAGGCAUCGGUUUAAUUUUAAUUUUUUUUAAUUGUGACCAUUGCGACAAUGACGACCUCGCCAACAGCCAAUCGCACUGAGGCGCUCAGCGAUCUUGCCGUUGACAACUUCAGAGAGUAUCUGCGCAUUCCAAGUGUUCACCCUGAUGUUGAUUACGUGCCUUGUGUUACAUUUUUGCAAAAACAAGCAACUUCGCUUGGUUUACCCUUGAAGACGUAUUACCCAGCCAAACCGAACAAGCCAGUUGUUGUUAUAACAUGGCAGGGCACCGAUCCAUCCCUCACUUCGGUGUUGCUGAAUUCCCACAUGGAUGUGGUGCCCGUUUUCGAAGAAGAAUGGACACAUAAACCGUUUGCUGCCGAUAUGGACGCCGAUGGCAAGAUUUUCGCUCGUGGUGCACAGGAUAUGAAAUGUGUGGGUAUUCAAUACCUCGAGGCUAUUCGUGUCCUGAAAACAAACGCGUGGAAACCCAAGCGCACUUUGCAUCUUUGUUUCGUGCCCGAUGAGGAAAUCGGUGGCGAAGAUGGCAUGAAAACGUUUGUUACCACUGCGGAUUUUAAAAACUUGAAUAUUGGGUUUUCUUUGGAUGAAGGUAUUGCCAGUCCUGAUGAGACGUUCAGUUUGUAUUAUGGCGAAAGAGCUAUAUGGCAUUUGGAGUUUCAUUGCAACGGGCAAGCUGGUCAUGGUUCUUUGCUGCACGAAAAUACUGCCGGUGAGAAAAUGCGGGUGAUUUUGGAUAAAUUGUUUGACAUGCGCGAGGAACAAAAGAAAAUUUUGGAAAACAACCCAGAAAUGACGAUUGGUGACGUCCUCACUUUGAAUUUAUGCAUUCUUCAGGGUGGAAAACAAAGCAAUGUUGUCCCACCAGAAUUCUGGUGCUCAAUGGAUUGCCGCAUUCCAGUCACCAUGAACACCAAGGACUUGUAUAAAACUUUUGAGUCGUGGUGCGCAGCCGCCGGCAAAGACGUAACAAUUGUAAAGGAACAAUUCGAAGAAAUUAUCAAACCCACUGAGCUGAAUGAUAAAAAUGCGUAUUGGGUUGCCAUGAAGCAAGCCACAGACGCUUUGGGAUUAAAAAUCAAGCCGAUGAUUUUCCCUGGAGGUACAGACAGUCGCUACCUGCGAGAACUCAACAUUCCUGCGCUCGGUUUUUCGCCGAUGAACAACACGCCGGUGUUGCUGCACGACAACGACGAGUACUUGGAAAAGCACGUUUUCCUACGCGGCAUUGAUAUCUACUGCAGAAUUAUUCCUGCCCUGGCUAAUGUUUAAGGAUUUAAUCAUUUAAAACACAAAAUAUGUCUCAAAUCAUUUGUUUUUUACUCAAUUUUCAUGUUAUGGUUCAGGUGGUUCUGAUUAAAAAUAAGUAACUUUUAAA
Messenger RNA from Dalotia coriaria, 1413 nucleotides. RefSeq names its product aminoacylase-1-like. NCBI's taxonomy places the organism in Eukaryota, Metazoa, Arthropoda, Insecta, Coleoptera, Staphylinidae. Bases 84 to 1307 code for a protein of 407 amino acids. Gene Ontology annotation, molecular function: aminoacylase activity. Gene Ontology annotation, biological process: amino acid metabolic process. The record is from RefSeq and is a predicted model, not a curated record. The transcript is spliced from 5 exons. Gene Ontology annotation, cellular component: cytoplasm.